Molecule: messenger RNA, 921 nt
Organism: Phalaenopsis equestris
Lineage: Eukaryota; Viridiplantae; Streptophyta; Magnoliopsida; Asparagales; Orchidaceae
Product: E3 ubiquitin-protein ligase At1g63170-like
Exons: 3
Source: RefSeq, a predicted model, not a curated record
AGAGACGUCGAAGGUUCUGUCUCUCGAUCACCUUCACCAAUCACUGCCUCUAGUUUUAGAAAUGCUUUUCUUACUGGAAGACGAGACAGUCGUGGCCGUCGUCAAAGAAGUCUUCUCAACUCUGGUUUGUGGAUCUCAAUUGAGCUGAUUGUCAACGUGUGCCAAAUUUUGGCAGCUAUCAUUGUUAUAUCCUUGUCACAGAAUGAGCAUCCACGCGUACCAUUAUUUGCUUGGGUUAUUGGUUAUGCAUUUGGUUGUGCUGCUACACUUCCACAUCUUUAUUGGCGCUAUAGCAACUUCAAUAGUCAAGGAUUUGACCAAACAUCAUCACAAUCACAGCCGUCUUCAUUCCAGAAUAUAUAUUCUGAAUCUCCUUCAAACACUGUAGUUUCUCUUACACAGAAUACGGAAGGAAGAGGAACCCCUGGUACUGCUGCAUUCUCAAGGCUGAAUGCUUUGGUUGAUCGUUUUAAAAUGGCAUUGAAUUGUUUCUUUGCCAUUUGGUUUGUUCUCGGUAAUGUAUGGAUUUUUGGUGGACACUCCUCUGCUGCAGGUGCGCCAAACUUGUACAGGUUAUGUAUAGCUUUUCUGGCAUUCAGUUGCAUUGGGUAUGCCAUGCCAUUUAUCCUGUGCGCAACAAUUUGCUGCUGUUUCCCUUGUAUAAUUUCUUUCUUGGGCUUUAGAGGGGACCUAACACAUACCAGAGGAGCUACAUUAGCAUCGAUUAAGGCUUUUCGUUCUUACAAAUUCAUUUCAAAAAGAAAUCUUAAUCAAGAAUUAAGUCAAAUCAUCUCUAAAUCGCAUGAUGGUGGGAUAUUGGCUGUUGGUACAGACAAGGAGCGGUUAAUUUCUUUUGAUGAUGCUGUGAGUUUUUUACUUAUCGGCUCAAAUAUCAUAUUGCAUCCUUCACCUCAAUGUUAA